CUGAUUCAGUAUGGCGGAAGUGAGGUGACAGGAAAACUUGACGACAACACCUGAGGAAACUCUUGUAUUUCUUGGUAACCUGAGGCGACACGCUUCCACAGGUGAUGCGUCAACAACAUUUGGUCGCUUAAGCUUCCGAUAGCGUCAUUUUUAAUUCGUAACUUUCAGGUGACCAACCAUGCUGUCUGCUUUGUUAAAGGAGCAUCAGGCUCGGCAACAACAGCACAGAGAACUGCAAGAGAAAAGAAGAAAGGAUACCAUAGCAGCAGCCACAGCUGUAACACAAGCCUUGGGUGAAAAUCUCAACUCUGGGGUUUCCCAGGCAUAUGUGAACCAGAAGAAGUUGGAUGCAGAAGCUAAACAACUGCAGACACAAGCUGCUACAUAUGCCAAGAAGACUCUACAGUGGCUGGCUGUGGUCGAGGGUUUUAACCAAGCACUCAAGGAAAUAGGAGAUGUGGAGAACUGGGCCCGCAGUAUAGAGAGUGACAUGAGAAUAAUCAGUACAGCUCUGGAAUAUGUAUAUAAAGAUGAAGCCUCCAAACCUCCUGGAAUGUAGCUGUUACCACGUCAUCAACAACAAACCCAUGCCUUAUUGCAGCAGAAAUCUUGAAAAGUCACAAUUGCAUACAGUGCGUAAGUGUGUAAUACUGAUAGGUUAAUUGUUCAAAAAGUCCUGCAAUUUUUGUUGAUACACUGUAUACCAGUAAAAUGAUUUCAGAGGACUCAGAGUAGAUGAAAUGGUAACAACAUUAAAAGGAGAUAUUAAAAAGAACAGCCUCCCUUUCUUUCAUUUUUCUUCAAAGAUAAACAAUACAUUAAGGUGAGGUAUAAGUCUAUAAUUAUAAAAUGUGUGGGACAUAUGGAGACAUACCAAACUGACAUUGUCACAUAUGAUGUCUUUGAUGGUGACUUCAUAACUUUUUAUAGUUGUCAGAAAUGAAUAGAUUAAUGCCAAGAUGAACAUAUUUACAUCAUGCACUUGUUGUCUUUUUAGAGGUUAACAUGGUACCAUUUUACAUCAAGAUAUCAUACUGAAUAAAAACAAAAUGGCUGACUAUUGUUGAUUUGUAUGCAUCUAUGAAAUGAACUACAGUAGAUAUACAUGUACAUGUAUAUAAAAACAAGACAGACACUGUAACUAUAGUUUAAAUGUUUAUACCAAGUCUUCUCUACCAAACAGACUUCUUCACUUUCUGUAGAAAUAAUCACUUUAACAUGAGGAUGUGGAAGGGUUUUCAUUGAAUCCAGAGGGACUAUAUCAUAUCAACCCAAAUUCUAAUGCAAAACUUCACAGAUCCCUAGUUCACCAAGCCAAUAAUUUCAAAGUCAAAUGGAAUGCAUUAGUCUGAAUCCAUGUGAAUGUUUUAGUAGAAACUGAGUUCUUAAGUAUCCUUCCACAUCCUCAUGUACCUCUUAUACGGACUUAGAGUCCCUGUCAGUCUUAGUUCUCACAUAAUCUUACACCACCAAGUUUUGAACUACAAUGUAUUUCCACUGGAAGCCUAUACACAAACUAGCCUGGGUACCAUCCUAGAUAGUUUUGUACAAAGGGAGUACACAGAAAACUACUUACAAAGGCACCCAGGCUAUACAGAAAGAAAAAAAAAAGAAAUACUAGCUCUUAUCCAUUUACACAAUGCACAGCAAAAGCAUAAAUACACGUACGAACAACACACAUGAAGGCAAUACUACAUAAGCGGCCCAUGUGUUACAUCAAUAUUUACAUUUACUGGGACUAAUUUUUGUCCAGAUCUUUCCACACUUGGGUAUCUGUGAAAACAGUGAUUCAAAAAAGUACAUGUAGUUACAUACAGUCAUUCUCUGUGAUGUUCUUUGCCAAAAAACAGGUCAAUACUGUAAGUCAUCCUUCCUCACAUCUGUUGCAGUCCUUUCUGUGCAUUCAAACAAUCAUUCUGUCCAAAUUAUGAUGAAACAUAACCAAGCCUAUACAGGAUGCAAAGACCACAACACUGUGUAAUGAGUUCUUUUUCUUCAUAUACUCAUUUCCUUUAGAUAUGAUGGCUCUAUACUUCACUCUAGGCCUUACAGUCCUGUUGCACAUCUACAUGUAGCCUAGAUUAUAAUGUGCAAAUGGUUUACGAGGAUAAAAAAUCAAGGAAAGGAACAAAAUGACAUCUGUUUGACAGUUCAAAUCUUGCUAGAACCAACCAAUAGAAAGGAAUGGUAUCUAAGGCCAAAGUUACAAAAGAUGAUGGCCCAUGUAAAUUUCCUAUGUGCUCAUUAACAGGACAAGAACAUUAAAAAACUUCUUUGAACAAGAAAGAUUCAAGACACCAUGUAAAAAAAAUGGUAUUAAGAUUAAAGUAUUCCAUGUUUGGCAGUCUUUCAAGGUACAUGUACAACCUUUCCUAGAAGCAAGGAGUGAGGAUAUAUCCUCACUUAUAGUGAGGAUAUAACCUCCUUCCUGGAAGUAACUGACAUUCCGUAGGUUCCUGCCUGCACGUCCCUGGAAUAUGCCAUAUAAUAUAGAUAUAUACAACAGUUGGUGGCUCACAGGUUUAGCCUAUCUAGGCUAUGGUCUUUUACUCCAAUGAUGAGUAGAAGAUGCAAUACUGGAAGACAGGCUCCUUGACUUGUCCAAGUUGUGUCAUGAAAAAAUUUUUUCUGCCUAAAAAACAUAGCUGAGCAUCCAAAAUAAACAGAAAAGCAAGUGUUUUACCUGUGUAGGAAUCUGAAUGCCAAUGUUAAACACAAUAUUUCUACUUUAUAUACGUACAUUCCUUUUGUAUUUUGGUCCAAUGGUUUUGCUCCGUUUUUAAACCCUUUCUUGACAAUACUGACAUCAUACAUCCAGUCAUACACAUCAUACUGUAUAAGAAAUUCAAAAUGUCCAAAAUUUAUCUGUGACACUGACACCACGAAAAACAAAGUAAAAGGAAAAUAAAAACAGCACACUCAGAAACAAUGAAAUCAUGGCUACUGGCUAGUGUUACGAUUUUGCACACAAAGUCUAUUGCAAACUCCCCUAUCCAGUGUGUAACUGAUGCAAUAUCAUCACCAUAACUGGAAGUACCAAACUGCAGGAUCUCCAGUUUUACUUUAAAUCUACAUCACUCAGAAAGCUGCGACAAUGCUGGUAAUAUUGUACAUGUAUUACACUUUAUAUUAAAGACCCAUUUCUUUUCAUUACAGCUGCGUAAGUCCAUUGGAGGGAGCGCUGGCCAAUAUUUAGCACAUAUUUCCAUCAUAGAUUCAAUUCAUUCUUCGUACUUUAAAUCUGAAUGGCAUCAAACAUGUACUAGUUUGAGAUACCUCUUCCUACACACAAAAAGGGCUACCUAAGUAAAACAAAAAUAAAAACAACAAAACAAAAAUAUUUCAUAAAUAUCACUAAGCUCUAGUUCUAUUUACAAGAUCAGUAAGUUAUAAUUUCAUUGCAAGCAACUUCAGAAUUGCAAAAUCCCUAUGUUGAAAAAAAAUCUAGUAGAACAGUGCUAGUUGUUGGUUAUGAUGGAUAUUUUACAAUGUAACAAAAAAAGUCUGCAUGGCAAUCUAUCCUAACAUGGCAUGUAUUAUAAUGGCAACAUAAUGUUUCAACUGUUUUAUAUCUGGCAACCAGCAGCAUCAAAAUGUGGGCAGCAUUACUAGUAGCAAUAUUCAAACAA
Molecule: messenger RNA, 3629 nt
Organism: Branchiostoma belcheri (Belcher's lancelet)
Lineage: Eukaryota; Metazoa; Chordata; Leptocardii; Amphioxiformes; Branchiostomatidae
Product: biogenesis of lysosome-related organelles complex 1 subunit 1-like
Exons: 6
Coding region: 179-559 (126 amino acids)
Biological process (GO): endosomal transport
Cellular component (GO): BLOC-1 complex
Source: RefSeq, a predicted model, not a curated record